AGAGGAGCUCUGGGCAAUUGGUGGUGAUCCAACGACAAGGGCAGUAAUGGAUAAAUUAAUUGAAAUUCCCCCAGAGAAAUGGCCACAGCUGCGCGAUUUAUAUGUGGAUCACAAACAUCGCGCAUCAUGUUACAGCACUCUACAAUCAUUUAUCCAUUGGAUCACCCAAGAACCAGAUUUGCCGCUGAAGAUCUAUUCCCUCAAUGACGAAUGGGAAACCAACGGAACAUAUGUGGCCCACUUAAGUGCCUACAAGCAACUAUUUUGUAAUACCCUGAAGGAGGAUUUAGCUGACCUGAUCGAGAUUCUAAACUGUUUUGAUAAAGAUAAUAUUGUAGCCGGAUUCGAAGAACGCCUCAUUCCAGCUGUCGAUAAGCAUUUCCUCGACUCGGGUUUAAGUCGAGAACAAUUUGAAAAAUAUUGCACCAUUUGGUACCACAUUCCUAAAGAAGAAGCCUUAAAGUUUGACAUUAAGCUACCUGAGAACAUAACUACCAAAGAUUUAGAUGAAAGCCAUGCGGAGCAAGUGAACAAUGUUUGGCCCCAUAAAUGUGAGGGAUCAUUGGAUUUUGUUAAAAUGCUAAUAAGGCUGCAUAAAAGCGUAGGCAUUUUCGAGGGCGACAACUUGGUGGCCUGGUGUCUAAGACGGCCAUUGGGAUCACUUGGCCUCCUGCAGGUUGAGAACACCCACCAACGCAAAGGCUUUGGUUCGUUGGCUGUGCGAUUGAUAGCGAAAUCCUUGGCCGAGAGCGAUUUGGAAGUAACAGCAACUGUGGUCGAGGGAAAUGUUGCUUCCAGUGCCAUGUUUGAAAAACUGGGUUUCAAACAAAUCGACAAAAUCUAUUGGCAAUACAAGAUCUAAAAGUACUAACAGGAAUAAAAGAAACUCAUGUGAUAAAAAGUAGCGAAAUUGACAACCUAUAU
Molecule: messenger RNA, 924 nt
Organism: Musca vetustissima
Lineage: Eukaryota; Metazoa; Arthropoda; Insecta; Diptera; Muscidae
Exons: 4
Coding region: 47-862 (271 amino acids)
Molecular function (GO): acyltransferase activity, transferring groups other than amino-acyl groups
Source: RefSeq, a predicted model, not a curated record